AUGAAGAACGGUAGCAUUGUGAUGAAACUUCUGGUUCUUCUUAUGUUUUCUCUUCAUCGUUCAUCAGCAGGAACCCACUCCUAUCAAUACAUCAUCACUGGAGUCAGAGGAAUCGAUUUCCCAGAAUACACUGAAGUGGGUAUUGUGGAUGGAGAGCAGAUUAACUACUAUGACAGCAACAUCAGGAGAACAAUCCCAAAGGCGGACUGGAUGAAGAAGGUCGAUUAUCCGGAUUACUGGAAUAUAAACACUCUGAACUCACAGGCUAAUCAGGAGCGAUUCGAAGUGGAUCUGCCAAUAAUAAUGCGGUUCUUUAAUCGGACUGAGGGAGUACACACAUGGCAGGAGAUGUACGGCUGCGAGCUCGAUGAUGACGGCACCGUGAGAGGACACAUGCAGUACGGUUAUAACGGAGAAGAUUUCCUCAGCUUUGAUCUGAACACCAUCACCUGGACAGCAGCUAAUGCCAAAGCAGUGAUCAUUAAAAACAAGUGGGAUCCUAACGUUGGCUAUUACAAGCUUAAGGAGCACUACCUGAAGAUAGACUGUGUCGAGUGGAUAAAGAAGUAUUUAUCGUACAGCAGAGAGACUCUGGAGAGGGAAGUUCCUGCUGAGGUGUUUGUCUUCCACAAGCACUUCCCCUCCCCAGAGGUGGUGUGCCACGCUACAAGUUUCUACCCCAGAGGACUGCUGAUGUUUUGGCAGAAGGACGGAGAAGAAGUGCACGAGGACGUGGAGAUCAGAGAGACUCUACCCAACCAGGAUGGAAGCUUCCAGAAGAGAGCCAUUCUGAGAGUCUCACCUGAGGAGCUGAAGGAACACGGAUACACCUGUGUGGUUCAGCACAUCAGCCUGGAGAAGGAAACUGUGCAAACGGUUCCAGGUGAACAGGUUCGGAAGGUUAUAAAGAACAGGAAGAAAAACAAGAGGAAAUAAGAACAUUUAAGAAGAAAAGAGAAGAUGAAAGACGUAAAAGAGAAGAGGAAAGAGAACAGUGGAAAGAAGCAGAAAGAAGAGAAAGAGAGAAGAGAGAGCGAGAGUAUGAGGAAUACAAACUAAAAAUGAAGAAAGAGUAUGAAGAACGAAAAAGAAUUAGAAAAGAAGAGUGGGAGAGAAGAACCAGUGAGGACAAUGAGAAAAAGCCGAAAACAACUACUGAACCGCUGAAACCUUGACUUAU
Trichomycterus rosablanca is the source of this 1180-nucleotide messenger RNA. Its product is annotated as BOLA class I histocompatibility antigen, alpha chain BL3-6-like. Gene Ontology annotation, cellular component: external side of plasma membrane. The coding region runs from base 1 to 936 and encodes 311 amino acids. Lineage: Eukaryota; Metazoa; Chordata; Actinopteri; Siluriformes; Trichomycteridae. Gene Ontology annotation, biological process: immune response. The transcript is spliced from 6 exons. The record is from RefSeq and is a predicted model, not a curated record.